This is a messenger RNA of Haliotis rubra (blacklip abalone), 1314 nucleotides long. RefSeq names its product glutathione synthetase-like. The coding region runs from base 1 to 1314 and encodes 437 amino acids. Gene Ontology annotation, cellular component: cytosol. The record is from RefSeq and is a predicted model, not a curated record. NCBI's taxonomy places the organism in Eukaryota, Metazoa, Mollusca, Gastropoda, Lepetellida, Haliotidae. The transcript has 11 exons. Gene Ontology annotation, molecular function: glutathione synthase activity; ATP binding; glutathione binding. Gene Ontology annotation, biological process: glutathione biosynthetic process.
AUGACAGGAAUCUGUAUGCAGUCUGAACAGCGAGGACAAGAUGGAACAAUGCUGGCUCAGCAUUUCCCCUUUACCCUGUUCCCCAGCGUGGUGCCCCGGACUUGCUUCCAGGAGGCCGUGGACUGCAUGCUGGAUUUCAACACACUCAUCCAUAAAGUAGCCCAUGAUCACAACUUCCUGGAAAAUGCCCUUAAGAAUGUUUUGGAGGUUGAUGAGUUUACACAGGGGUUAUGGAAGAUCUACACACAAGUCAGGGAGGAAGGGUACACUCAGCCCCUGUCAUUGGGAUUGUUCAGAAACGACUUCAUGAUCGAUGUACAGGACCCUGACCAUGUCCAGAUUAAGCAGGUUGAGAUCAACACAAUAGCAGCAGGUGCAGGCAGCCUUGGAUCAUUGUUAGUUUACCUGCACAGAUUGACCCUUGAUAUGAUAGGGAAGCAUUACGACAAAGAGGAGGUUCAGGAUAACGACGCUUCUCUGGGAGCAGCUUGGGGUUUACUGAAGGCGUGGGAGUUGUAUGGACGGAAACAAACGGAUCCUGGAGUUCAAAGUCUCUCUCUCAACCCUGGGGUUCGGGUUCUACGUCGUACUUACCUGGACAUCUACAACGGCGCCUCCUUGACAGAAGAUAGGAGACUGGUGGUUGACGGAGAUGAAGUGGCAGUUGUGUAUCUGCGUGCUGGUUAUGCACCAAAUGAUUUUCCUACACACAAGGAAUGGGAUGCAAGACUAAAACUUGAACGUUCAAUGGCUAUCAAAUGUCCCUCCAUCCAAUAUCAUCUGGCUGGGUUAAAGAAAAUCCAACAAGUAAUAUCCCAACCUGGGUCAGUGGAAAAGUUCAUUAAAGACCCAGCUGCAGUGAAGAGAAUCCGAGCUACAUUUGUGAAGCAGUAUAGUUUAGAUCUGGGUCCAGAGGGGGAUAAGGGCGCGGAGUUGGGGAAGACUCACCCAGGCAUGUACGUCCUCAAGCCUCAGAGAGAAGGGGGAGGACACAACCUGUAUGGAAACGACAUCAGAGAAUUCCUGGAGACACACCAGAAUUCCACAGAGAGGAAUGCCUACAUCCUGAUGGAGAGGAUAUUCCCAAAGGCACACAAGAACUAUCUCGUCACACCUGGGAGACCUUCUGCCCUGUCUGAUGUGACCAGUGAACUGGGGAUAUUUGGAGUGUACAUUGGAUCCGCCACUGAAGAGAAGAUCAACAUGCAGUGUGGCCACAUGCUAAGGACGAAGCUUCUUGAAACAGACGAAGGUGGACUCUGUACUGGGCAUGCGUGUCUUGACUCACCAUUCCUCGUGAACGACGAACUGUGA